Molecule: messenger RNA, 1521 nt
Organism: Colletotrichum lupini
Lineage: Eukaryota; Fungi; Ascomycota; Sordariomycetes; Glomerellales; Glomerellaceae
Exons: 7
Coding region: 1-1521 (506 amino acids)
Source: RefSeq, a predicted model, not a curated record
AUGGCGAGGUACCUAGUAUCGCCCGCCAGACGCAGUAUUCGGGCCAAGUACCUCGUCAUGGCAGCACCGGGUAUCCAUCCGUACUGGUGUGGGCAAAAGGCUAACUUGGACAAGCAGCCCGAGUUGACGUUUUUGCCAUGGAGCAGGAAAGACGGGGCAAGAUUUCAGAUCUGUGGAGAGGCCCUGGAGAGUUGCGACGUUGCGACGAAGAAAGGCGAGGCCGGCGAGGGGAUUCCAAGUUUUGCGCAGUUGGAAGAGGAGAAAAUCGCCGAAUUCUUGCCGGAAGAGGACCCCACCCAAAUCCAGAAAUGGACCCACUCUUCACUCGCCGGAACAGAAGCAGCCAGAAUCUCCGUUGCUGGAAUUUCCAAAAGUUUGGACCUCUCGUCAACUCCCGACAACAAUGGCAAAGAAUCCCGAGACACACGACUGCCAUCCUUGUUAGUCGCAAACGCUCGAACGCUUCUUCCACACCUUCAAUCCCGCUUUGCCCAUUCUCCAGACCUCCACGACUCCACGCCAACCGCAUUCCGGGAUGGCCAGAAACGAUGCAAUGUGACGGCGCCCUUGCGUCUCUGCCAAUCUUGGAUUCUUUUUCUGCGGCAAAGCUUAAUCGCUUUUCCCCCGGUCCACCCCUCCACGACCCUACUUGUACGAGACCUUCUGGCCCCGCCGCCUUCAUCAUGGGAUUUGCAGACUAUUUUUGAUUAUUCCCUCUUUUGGCACUUGGCUGCCACGCAGACCUCGAUGCCCCCCUGCCAACGCCAACCAACGCCGUUCCCGCUCAAUGCAGGACAUCUCCAUCCCCGCGGAUUCCUCUCCUCUUUUCAGCCUUGUCAGACCUCUCCCCUCACCGUCACCCGGUGUCCGUCCCGGCCUUCUCCCGAGAUUCUUGGCUUCGGAACCUUCGAUUCGCCCAAAACGAACAUGUCUGACAUCAAUCUUCGUCACAGCUUCGGGGCCUCCUUCCCAAUGUCGUCCCUGACGGUAAUCCAGGGCGAGCUUGGCCAAGACUUGCUGGCUUCCCCACGCUUCCCAAACAACCCCGCGGGAUCUGGAUGGUCCCUACGUGUUCCAAUGUGCCACGGCAGCUGUCAGUUUCAAGCUCAGACCAGUCGGCAUUACACGACGAUGCUCAUCUAUUCGUAUAUGGGCGCCAUGUGGAUGGAACGCCGUACCAGAUUGGCCAGCGAUAACCCGCGGAUAAUGAAGAACCAAGCAGAUGGAAUUGCGAAAUAUGUCCGAUUGCUUUCAACCUGCAUCCAUCAUGACGCUUCUACACUAUCAAGUCGGGUAUCCACAGAUUGCAAACCAAGCGAAAUCCAAGUCCGGGGGACGUAUCCAGUUCUGUCCGGUUCAGUUCAUGAGAGGCGAUCUCUCUCGUGUCUCGCCAGCAGUCACUAUCGUGAUCCAAUGGAAGAGGCUUUCAUCAAACAUCUUCUCGGCGACUGGCCUGCCAGUCCAGUUCGCCUACGCAUGUCUCUGAACCCCGCCUCUCCCAACCUCUGCGGUCUGGGGUAG